Diceros bicornis minor is the source of this 4548-nucleotide messenger RNA. It is a transcript of the gene DNAJC5, whose product is annotated as DnaJ heat shock protein family (Hsp40) member C5. Bases 232 to 828 code for a protein of 198 amino acids. The transcript has 6 exons. Gene Ontology annotation, biological process: regulation of synaptic vesicle cycle. The record is from RefSeq and is a predicted model, not a curated record. NCBI's taxonomy places the organism in Eukaryota, Metazoa, Chordata, Mammalia, Perissodactyla, Rhinocerotidae. Gene Ontology annotation, cellular component: presynapse; intracellular membrane-bounded organelle; membrane.
GCAACCAGCGAUCUGCCUUCUGUAGAUUACUCUGCAUUUUCUGGAGCUUCAUGUAAGGGACUCACACAUUCUCCUUGACGUCUGACCCAUUUCACUCAGCAAAGUGCUUUGAGAGUCGCCAUGGUGUUGUGUGUGUGAAGAUUUUGGCUAUGGUGAAUAAAGGUGCUAUGAACAUCUGUGUAUAAGUCUUUGUGUGGACAUAUGUUUUCAUUUCUUAUAGACUAGCCUAUCAUGGCAGACCAGAGACAGCGCUCACUCUCUACCUCUGGAGAAUCACUGUACCAUGUUCUCGGGCUGGACAGGAACGCGACCUCGGAUGACAUUAAGAAGUCCUACCGGAAACUUGCCUUGAAAUAUCACCCUGAUAAGAACCCUGAUAACCCGGAGGCCGCAGACAAGUUUAAGGAGAUCAACAACGCCCACGCCAUCCUGACGGACGCCACAAAAAGAAACAUCUACGACAAGUACGGCUCGCUUGGGCUCUACGUGGCCGAGCAGUUUGGGGAGGAGAACGUAAACACCUACUUCGUGCUCUCCAGUUGGUGGGCCAAGGCCCUGUUUGUCUUCUGUGGGCUCCUCACGUGCUGCUACUGCUGCUGUUGCCUGUGCUGCUGCUUCAACUGCUGCUGUGGGAAGUGCAAGCCCAAGGCGCCCGAGGGCGAGGAGACCGAGUUUUACGUGUCCCCCGAGGACCUGGAGGCGCAGCUGCAGUCUGAUGAGAGAGAGGCCACAGACACGCCGAUCGUCAUACAGCCAGCAUCUGCCACAGAGACCACCCAGCUCACGGCUGACUCCCACCCCAGCUACCACACUGAUGGGUUCAAUUAAGUUCAGGAGAAGCUGUGGUUAGAGGAUAAAUCAGCACCUGGCCACUUCCACCUUAGAAUCAUGAACUGUAGUCACAGAGAUGGGGGGAGCCACUCUGGCCACGGAGGAGGGGCAGCCGCCAACCCGCCACGGCCGCCUUGGGGUCCCUCCCGCCUCUGUGCCCGCCAUCCAUCGAUCCCUGAUCCAUGAAGUGCGUAGCAUGCAGUAUUUAAAGCAGUUUAGCUACGGUCUUCUUCUUCUGUUUCUCCUUUUGUAAUAGCAUGUCUGGGGUUCUGUCCACGUCUGUGUUGUGGAUGUGUUGCUGCGUGACCGCGUGAACCGGACGGCGGAGCCGCCUCGGGGCUCUCGGUCAGGUCAGUGCGCUGAACUGACUGCGGCUGCAUGGCGCCUCCUGGCCAGGCGGGCUCAGGCCGGAGGAGCCGCUCCGUUCCCCUGUGCUUGUGAGGGACGGAGGCAGGUGUGCCCAGCAGGGGCUGUGGGGUCUGGUCCCCUCAGUGCUCGCCAGCUGUGUGGCCGCAGGCAGGGCCUCUGGACUUACCUGAGGGAGGAGCUGGGCACAUCCUCCCGGCGCCCGGUGCCGUUGGCACUUCGUGGUGUUCUUGUUGAGGACAGUUUACAGGAUCUGUUCCCCUUGUUUGCUUAGCCUUGUAGCGGGGUUUCUCCCGUGGGUAAGUUUGUUGUGGGAAGUGCGGGAGGCUCUCUUGAUCCUGAGACCAAGUUCUCUGUGUCCAACCUGGGUCUCCGGGUCACGUGGACCUGAGGCUCCUCUCCUGUCAGUGUGUUCCCUCGCCAGGGUGUGGGAGGUGGGUUUUCUACGUUUCUGCACUUCCCCCAGGCCACGAGCUGGGCUGAGGGGCCGCAUUCCGGCAGUUUCUCCCUCCUACCCCUGCCUCAUCCUCCACAUUCCUUGAGGCCCGCCCAGCCUCUUUGUAAUCCUUUUUGGACCUCUGAGAACUACACCUGGUAGCCGCGGCCCCGUUAGUAUAGCCAGAGGGGCAGAGAGUCCAGGUCGCUGGUGGCGUGUGGCUGCACAGCCCUCUGCUUCCUAGCAUGCCCACCUACCCCAUUUUCCUUCGCCUGCUCCCUUUGGCUGUUAUUGAUGGUUCAGGCAGAGCUGGAGGCGUCAGGUUCCUGGAGGAAGGACCAGCUGGACCGAAGGCACGCUGGGGCCUAGGAGGGUUGGUCCUAGGGAAGUCCUGUGUCCUUUGGCUUGUUAGUCGCCGGCCAGACCACAGAAUGUCCUCUCACCACUGUUGCUGGCAGCACCUUUUGUGAACUGUGGGAAGUCAGUCUUUCUUGUUUGUGUCCCAGACCUUGUGGGUGGUGCCCCACUGAGAGGGACCGAGGAAACGGGUCGUGACAUGCCUGUGCUCAACCCGCUGGACCUGCCCCCGGCUACGGGAGGCCCGAGAGGCUCCAGUGGGCCUGGUUUCUGCAGAAUGACCCCCAUGGCUGCUGCUGGGUGUCUCCUGGACUUCCAGUAGAGGUGAGGAACACAGAGUGGAAAGCUGCACGAGUGGCAGUUCUCCGCUCAGACGUACCAGCAUGUGUUCCCGAAGCCGACUGUCUCCCCGUCCACCUGCUGACCCACGGCCCUAGCUCCCCGCCCUUGCUUGGCCCCCGGGCCGUGCAGAGAGGAGGCUCAUGUUGGCCUGGAAGGUGGUGGAAGGAACAGCAGUGUCAGUCAGAAUGUGGGCCUCUGGGAAAGCCAUGCUGGUGUGAGGCCAGCUCUGGCAGAGCCACUUGAUGCUAGGGCCCCCAGCCGACCUCUCGUGCAGGCCAGUACCAGGUCCUUGGGCAGUUUUUUGGUCCCGUUUUGUUUUGUUUUUCUCUCAUUGAGACGAUCAUGCGGAUAUUCAGUGAGAGGGGAGGUAUGUACUAUAAUACUAAAUCAGAAAUAAUUUGCUAAAAUCAGACCUCUUGUAAAAGGAUAAGAAGUUCAUUGUUUGACCCACCCUGGAAUGAGGGAGGAGGCAAGACAACAGGGCAGUCUUCUGUGCCAAUCCCAAAACAGCAACAAGAAUUCAGCCUCAGAUGCAGGCUGUAGUCAGCCUCAGUGAUGUUGCUGGAAAUAACUUAGGAGAUGUUUUUCCCCAGAAUGGCAAGAACCAAGUUCAAAGCUUAGAUUUAAGGUAGAAGGCCACCCCUUCUGCAGUGGCUGUGCUGUUCCUGGGUGCCUGGCCUCAGCCCAGCCAGGUCCCUCUGUGGGGUCUGCAGGGGACCACUGCAGCUCUCGGCUCGUCACACGUGUCAAAGUGAAUCCCUGCCAGGUGUCUCUCAGUUACAGAAUCUUAUGGAUCACUUCCUAGAAGCAUGAAGCUCCCCUGCGGGCCACGGCAUGGAAAAGAGGGGCAGGUCUGGAAGUCUGUUGAACCCAGUCUCCUGUAGAAUUUGUGAAGACUAAGUCAGUCAUGACAGCGAUGAUAAACCUCAAGGUGAUGGUGAAGAUUGCACAAGGCUGGGUGCUCCCCCUGCCUGACCCCGAAAGCUUUUACCGUUUGUGAGUCAGAGGUAGAAGCCCUUCCAAGGCUUGACUGGACUCACUGUCAGGCCCCUGCCUUGAUUCAGGACAGGGAUGCCCUGGACACAUUUCCCUUUUUCCUGGUGGUCCGUCUGUUUCCCUGGUGAGGAGAGGUGCUGAGUCUGGAGGGACGUCCCUGUUCGUGUGCUAAGGGGACGACCCUCUGCCUGCUGUGGCAGUCACAGGAGCUCCUUGGCCCUCCCUCUAGGGCUGCCCAGGUCUGGGGCCCGUGUGGCCAGUGGUGCUGUCAGCUAGUGUGAGUGGCUGGGGCAGUGUGCCAUUGGUGCACGCCAAAGCCUGUCCCAUUUCAGCAAGGGCAGGGCUUGCCCAGCAGGCUCCCAGAGCAGUAGUGCCCCAGGGGGUCUGGCAGCAAGCAGGAAGCCCGUGAGAGAGACCUGCCAGGCAUCCGACGGGGCUGCCGGUGUGUAGGUUUCUGUUUCUAGUGACGUAGUCUUCUCUGUCUUCCUUUUGGCUUUAUUAUAUUUUCAAACUGCUUUAGAUAUUACCGCUGCGUGAGCCUUCCCAGCUCUCUGAUCAGUCAGUGUAGCCAGUGCCGCUGGAACUCGUUAUAGAAAGAAGCCAGGGCACGCUGUGAGCUGCCGGGCUUGGCAGUGAGGCUCCUGCUCAGGGAAAUGCCCUGCCAGGACCGUGCUUGCAUGUUCUAACCACGGGUGGUCACUCCAGGUGAGCUCAUGCUGGAGGAACAACCCAUUGGGGCAGCUGGUGGUCUGGGGAGACGAGAGGCCUCCCUAGCACCUGGCCCCUCGAGUGAGACCAGUGAGCAGGAUGGCGCCCCCACACAGGCUCUCUCGCUGGAGGGGCCAGGUGAUGCGUGGGCAGAGCUGGGGGCCCUGUCCGUCCUUCCCUGGCUCUCAGCACAUCCUCCCAGGGGACCGGUUGUGAGGGGUAUGAAAAAAGUGACUGAUCUCAUUCCUUUCUAAUAUUCUGAGCUGUGAACCCAUGUGACACAGGACUGACCUGUUUUUGUUAUUUGGUUGUGAAUCCUCUUCCUGUGGAAUUGGCAAAAGCUACAUUUUUCCUGUCCUUACAAGCACGAUUGGCAUCGUCUGUGCUGUUGGUGUGGGCCGUGGGUGUACUCCGUGUGUACAUAUGUGUAUAUGUAUAUAUCACGUGGUGGGCCUUGCUGCUGUGUCCAGUGGCCAAGCAACAAGUACAAUAAACGUUGGCUCCAAAAUGGC